AAUAGAUCUACACACAGAAUGGCCAAAACCUUCCUACCAGCUCUACUGCUCUAUGGAUUGAGUUUGGUCUCUGUGUUGGUUUCUCAGUGUCAGACUAUGGUGGUCCGUAUUGGGGAUACCAUCACCUUGCAGUGCUCCAAUGUUACAACGGCUGUGGGACACACAGCAUGGUUCAAGCAAGUCAACGGAUCAGAGCCUGUGUGCAUCUCGUCUAUGUACGGCUUUAACUCAACACCUUAUCUCCACAAUAGUUUUCGAAGGAGCCAUUUUGAAAUGUUCAGCAACAACACCACUGUCUUUCUCACAAUCACAAAUGUGGAAAUAGCUGACUGUGGUCUGUAUUUCUGUGGAUUGUAUCCACAUAGCCACAUGUUCUUUGUCAACGCAACUGUUCUAAAAAUUCAAGGGCACAACGGAGGUGAGGAAAUACUAGAGUCAUCGACAAAAAGCACAGCCGAAGCAAAACCAAAACACUGUGAUGGAACUAUCAGUUUAGUUGGAGAGGAUGAUGAUGGAACGACGUACCUCCCUUCCCUGGUUGUGAUCCUGGGUGUUGUGACUGCUGUUCUACUGAUAGUCAUCCUCAUCCUGGUCCUCAAGAUCAGACGAGACACAAAAACACACAACACAGGUAUCGAGGCUCAACUGCAGCUACAAAAUAGCCAGGAUCCGGAUCAGGACCCAGAGUCUCUGAACUACUCAGCACUGAGUUUCCGUCAGAAGAGGUCCAGAAAUAAGAAGAGAGCUGAAGGUCAAAUGAUGGAGAUGGAGUCAAAUGUUGUUUAUGCUGCCACAAGAUAAUUGUCAAAUGUUUUAAUGUUGAUAUCAGUGUACUGUAGCACUGAUAAAGAACUGAUGUAAUACAUUGAAUAGUAGUAGUCAUAAAUCCCCUUGUGACAGCCAUCGUGAUUGAGUGCUGAGGUAGAGGGGCCAGUGAGGAACGCAUCACUUCCUGUGUUGUGAGUGACAGGAAGGAGCAGCUCAGUGUUGAGUGAGACCUGCUGAGGUGAACAUCACUGGGCAUAUCAUAGUCUUGACAGAAAGAUAGUGUAAUAUUAUUAUAAUAUUUUUUUUUACUAAUAACCAAUAUUUUACUACUUUUUGAUAUUAAAGAUGGGCCCUGGGCGUGUAUCUCUAAUUCUGUGUAAUAAGAUUUAGGAUGCAAACCGCAACAAAAUGAGGGGCACUAGUUUGUAUAAUAUAUUUGAAUGUGUAUGAUAAUGGUAACACUGAUAGGCCUUGUUAUUUUCCACUGAGGUAAAGUCCUCUCUCUCUCUCUCUCUCUGAUGAAGACGAGCAACCUGCACCACAGGAAGACUGGCCUGGAGCUCUCUCUGUUUGUAUCUCUGUCUCUCUCUCUCUCUCUCUCUCUCUCUCUGUUUCUCUCUCUGUCUCUGCAUCUAACCACACAAUCUCUUAUCAGCAUUCAGGCCCCACAUCAAUUUCCAUUCCUACCGCUAGACUGAAAAUACCUGACCAAAACCAAACUAAUCCAGGCUCUAGACUAGAGAGUUGUGCACAAUGUGUGAAGUGUACAAUGACAAACACUAUUAUACUUCAAAACAUUAUCUGCUGUUGUUAUCGUAAUUGUAUGGUUGAAUUUAUUUGAAUGCAUGAUGUACAAUGAUAUGAGUGGACAUCUGGGGUUUGGGACACCUGUACACCGCCACUGCCAAAAAAUACAAAUCUGCUGUUUAGUAAAAUAGCCCACUAAAUGCAUGGUUAUGUUCUAACAGUCCAUAACAUGUUAGUUUUUUUCAACUUCUUGAACACUUUUUUGCACUUGUAGGCAUACUUCAAUCAUAGUGCAUACAUGAUGUGUUUGCAUGCAUAGGGAACGCAUCCAUAAACAAUAGGCCUACUGCACUAAUGUUGUGUGCCGAGGCAGUUAUCAAUGCUCUCAGCCUGGUCUCAUACACUAGACGUAACGUAGUAAAUGUAAAUCAGGGAAGUUCUAAUUAGUAUGAUAUGUUACGUUUGGUAUGGUUACAUAAGACAGAAGGUUGCUUAAGGCAAAAAAAAGUAGCGUCGUUGGUCGGGAGGGAUGAUUAUCCAUUUAAUGUGAACCUCUAGCAACCCUUUUCCUUUCUAUUGAAUACUCUAUUGUCCGGUUGAAAUAUUAUCGAUUAUUUAGACAAUUGACAAC
Molecule: messenger RNA, 2146 nt
Organism: Oncorhynchus tshawytscha (Chinook salmon)
Lineage: Eukaryota; Metazoa; Chordata; Actinopteri; Salmoniformes; Salmonidae
Exons: 6
Coding region: 19-801 (260 amino acids)
Biological process (GO): response to bacterium
Source: RefSeq, a predicted model, not a curated record